CCCUCUUCCACAGUCUCUUUCUCACCAUCCUAUAAAUCAACCUACAACUGCUUCGAAUGCACAAAUAAAUUGUUUAUACUACCUGCUUCGUCCUGCCUGUGCUACAUGGGUGAUUCGCCCGCAGCAAUAUCUACAGCCUCUCCCUAGAAACACAACUGCUAUAGUACGACCUAUUCCCAUCAUUGCGCUGCUCUUGGCCUUGCUACAUCGACAACCGACCUGGGCCCUGGUUCGCUGUCGGUUGAUAAACAAGCGGUGACGUUGUAGUUGGUUAUAGCUGGCAAUCCGAAGGCAACAAAUAUGCCUGCUCCACCCUUCAAAGUCAAGGCCGUCUACGAAUAUACGUCCCCUCACGAAGACGACCUGCACUUUCCGAAUGGCCAAAUUAUAACGGUUACCGAGGAGGAGGAUGACGAUUGGUAUUCAGGGGAGUACGUGGACGCCGAGGGGGUCAAGCAGGAGGGCAUAUUCCCGCGGAAUUUCGUCGAGAAAUACGAACCGCAAGCUCCUCCGCGGCCUGUCCGUUCUGCACGACCGAAGAAAGAGGCCGAGCAAGCAGCACCUGUCCAACCCCCGGCGCCCGAACUGGUUCCAGCUCCGGUUGUUGCCGAGCCAGUCCCAGAGCCAGUCCCAGAGCCCAUUGUUGCCGAGACUCCAGUCGUAGUCGAGGAAGUCGUAAAGGCGACACCUUCAAAGAUUGAACCAUCCGCCCCUGCCGCGCCAAAACAGGUCGAGAAACCUGCCGCUCCUGCGCAAGUAGCACCUAGAGCAGCUGCCCCACCUGCGGCGAGAUCGCCCCCUGCAGAUGAAUCGGAUAAACCAACGGGGUCUUUCAGGGACCGUAUCGCCGCAUUUAAUAAGUCUGCCGCGCCUCCGCCAGCUCCAUUCAAGCCCGGUGGACUGGGUGGUGGCUCGAGCUUUAUCAAGAAGCCGUUUGUCCCGCCGCCACCGAGCAAGAAUGCCUAUAUCCCUCCCCCUCGCGAUACUCCCGUGGCAAAGAUUUACAGGAGAGAGGAAGACCCUGAGAUUGCCGCAAGGGAAACCGAGAACCAAGAGAGUGCGCAGAAAGCAGGACUCGCCGCGACUGGCCAAGAGGGCGAAGAGGAUCAGCCAAAGCCAACGAGCCUCAAGGAGCGCAUUGCCUUGUUACAGAAGCAACAGGCAGAACAAGCUGCCAGACACGCCGAUGCUGCACAGAAGAAGGAAAAGCCGAAGCGCCCCGCAAAGAAGCGCACCGACUCUCAGCCCGUAGGCGAGCAACUAGACGGCGAGGAAGUACCUCUCGAGAAGCAAGAGAGCCACGAGACAGUGGGUAGGCAAUCGAUCGAUUCUUCCAGAGAUGAAACUGCUCGCCAGCAACCCCAGAGACGCAAGUCAUCAAAGGGCCCACCUGUUAUUCCGGCUGCUGCUCUGGAGGCGGACGGAAACGAUGCUGAUAUGUCGGGAGCGGGCGACGAGACUGAGGAGCCUGAUACUGGAUUUGAAGAUUCGGAUGCCAAGCCGACUGUUAAAUCGCACGCGCCACCUCCACCGGCUCGUGGACCUGUUUUCCCAGCACACGAACCUGAUGUAGGCGAUGAGGAGGACGUUGCGAGCGAUAGAGAGGAAGGAGAGGAGGGCGAAGAUGAGGAGGAGGAGGAAGAGGUUGACCCUGAAGUUCGCAGAAAGGAGGAGAUCAGGGCUCGUAUGGCAAAAAUGAGUGGAGGCAUGGGCAUGCAUGGCAUGUUUGGUCCUCCCGGUGGAAUGCCUAUGCCAAUGCCGGGUGCAGGUGCGGCGCCGAAGAAGAAGAAGGCUGCUUCAGGCGAUUCACGGCCCUCUGGAGAAUACGGCUAUGAUGAGAGCAGCCCCACGAGCUCUCGUGCUCCUCAGGUUCCGAUCAUGGCUCUACCGGGUUUGUCCAAGGUCCGUACUCCGGAAGAAAUGCCUUCUGGUAUUGUGACAGGUACACAUGAGCCCGAAGAAAUCCCGGAUGUCGAAGAUACUGUUGGGGCUGUUGCGCCACCACCUUCAGAACGUCGCCCUGCCCCCCAACGAUCAUCGAUGAGUCACGAGAGUUUUAAAGCUCCGGCUGUGCCCGGUGGAAGGCCAGCACCACCGCCAGUGCCUGUUGAAUCUCGCCCUGCACCCGUAGCAACCGCGUUGUCUCCAAGUGCUGGGUCUAUAUCGGACGAUGAGUUAUCUACCCGGGUAUCAGCGCAAACACCAACAGGUGAAGCUCCACCCAAGCUAGCCGCGGCUCCGAGCCUUCCUAUUAGAGAGGAGAAACCAAUUCCUUCGGCGUUGUCAACGGCAAAAGCUGGGUCGUAUGAACCAAGCCCUGUAUCUCCUACCACACCUGGUGCAAACAAACGAGCGAGUCGUGUUCCACCUAUUCCUGGUUCCAGCCCUGUCGUCAGUUCUGGUCAGACCCGUGCUCCACCGCCCCCGCCGCCGACAGGUUCGCUGAGCCGGGCGUCAACUGGCGAUGCUAGGGUUGCGCCGGUGCCCACUACCAUUCAGAGCGAGGAGACAGACGAGGAGGUCACUGAAUAUGAGGGGGAUUAUGACACAGAUAUUGCCUCUACAGAGACGCAUAAAGAUGCAUUGAAAGCACAGGCUAGAGAGUCAAGCAUCGAUGAUGAGUCGGCGAGGUCUUCCUUUGGAUCCCCUGCCGGGCCACCUCCACCGCUGCCGCCAGUUGCGGCCCCUCGUGGCAUUCCCCCACCCCUCCCAUCGCAACCACCGCCACAUGCUCGCCAGUCUUUGGAUAUGCCACGGGCCGUGCCCCCACCGCCACCACCACCAAAGCAAGAGGCCUCGGGAGAUUAUGAUGAAGAGGAUGACGAGUACGACCCAUUCAAGUAUACGGCCCCGAAAACGGGUGUCCCUGUGAGCGCCGCGACAGUUAGAAAGGUCCAUGGUGAUGACGAAGACUUGUACUCGACUUCUCCUCCUCGACACGCGCCACCUCCUCAUGACGGGCGGGCUCCGCCUCCGCCACCUCCUCGUGACGCAGCCCCCCCUAUCUUACCCGCCGCUCCCAUUGCUCAGGCUGAGAGAGCCGCACCGCCCCCGCCACCCCGGGAGCUUGCCCCUACUCCAACUAAUAGAGCAGCGCCAAGACAAUCUGUGGAUGUACAACGAAGUACGGGACCAACACGGCGAUCGACCGAUUUGAACCGAAUGUCAAUGGACCAUGGUUUUAUCGCAAACGAUGUGGAUUUAGGGGAAGGCAGCUUAUGGUGGACCAACCCUAGUGGCGUGCCUCCAGCAUUCCAUGGGCGAAAGGACCUCCUACAUGAAUCCGAGGAGUCGACUGUUAGCAAACGAGGCGGGAAGUCUGUGACUACCAAAGAUCUUUACGUGUUAUUCCCCGACUAUUCACAAACCGUGGUCACUGUUCAGUUCGACCCUCAGAACCCAUCCGACGCGAUAUUCGAGCAGCGCCACGAGCAACCCCCUUCCCGCCUGCGCCAGGAUCAGCUGGAAGAAGCGCACGAGCGCUUCGGUAGCCGUAUCCACGACGCUGUGGUGGCCAAGAAGGAAGUUGUUGUCGCAGACGGCACCCCAGCCGGCCUAGUCGUUGAGCUUCUAAAGCCGUUUAAGGACGCCUUGCUUCCCAUUGGCGCACGAGCCUAUGGCGCCUUGGUCUACAGCAAUCUCGGGAACUCACUGACGUCCCAAUUCGACGAGAUCCGACCGGGCGAUAUCAUCACCCUGCGCAAUGCCAAGUUCCAAGGCAAACACGGCCCGAUGCAUGCCAAGUAUACGGCUGAAGUCGGGAGGGGCGAAGGCCACGUUGGUGUGGUCGCGGAGUGGGACGGGCCGAAGAAGAAGGUGCGUGCUUGGGAACAAGGACGGGAAAGCAAGAAGGUUAAGCUCGAGAGCUUUAAGUUGGACGAUCUCAGGAGCGGCGAGGUCAAGAUCUGGAGAGUCAUGCCAAGGAGCUGGGUGGGCUGGGAAGGCGAGAAUUCAAAGUGAGAUGCGCGUGUGGCAAGGCCACUAGGUAAUUAGCGCGCAGAUGGUGAUACGUGUAUUUAGUUCACUCUGCUAGUAGCAAUGUGCAUUUUAUGUCUUCUGAAAUAAGGCGAGGUUUAUUAGUGACGUUGCUUUUAUUAGUUGAGACAUCAGCUUGUGGCUUCGGAUUUAAUAUGAUCUACAAAACAUAUAUUGCACUACGGGACAAAGGACUGGCUUGGGUUGACUGAAAAGGCUGCCUUCCCGUGAAGAUGGAGACGAGGAGUACUGUAUUGCCAAAUGAUAUUCUAUUUAGUAUAUACUAUUGUACUCGACAGGUGGUGUAGUGCGG
Molecule: messenger RNA, 4288 nt
Organism: Pseudogymnoascus verrucosus
Lineage: Eukaryota; Fungi; Ascomycota; Leotiomycetes; Thelebolales; Thelebolaceae
Exons: 4
Coding region: 301-3960 (1219 amino acids)
Biological process (GO): protein transport to vacuole involved in ubiquitin-dependent protein catabolic process via the multivesicular body sorting pathway
Cellular component (GO): ESCRT-0 complex
Molecular function (GO): protein binding
Source: RefSeq, a predicted model, not a curated record